GUUGUUUCACCUUUUUGAUUGAAUUUCUUUCUAAGAUCUUCGUGUCAGAGAAUGAGAGCACAAGCUGUGCUUGAAGCAGUAUCAGUGUUUCCUCAACCAGCAUAAUGGCUCAACGUGGAUUAAACUUGUGUUCCCAAGUGGAUCAGUUUGUCACAAAAUCUUUCCUUUGUAGCAGAACAACCUCCUGCAGUCGCAGGAACUAUGGAUCCAGUAAACGAAUUGAAGCCAAGAACCCAGUUGUGGAAAUGGACGGUGAUGAAAUGACAAGAAUCAUCUGGGCCAACAUCAAAGAAAAUCUAAUUUUUCCAUUUGUGAAGAUCGAAAGCCUUUACUAUGACUUAGGUCUACCCCAUAGAGAUGCCACCAACGAUCAAGUAACAGUCGAUGCAGCUCAUGCAAUUUUAAAACACAACGUUGGGAUUAAAUGUGCGACCAUUACUCCUGAUGAAGCUAGAGUUGAAGAAUUUAAGCUGAAAAAAAUGUGGCUCAGCCCUAAUGGAACCAUCAGGAAUAUUCUAGGAGGAACUGUUUUCAGAGAACCUAUUUUAUGUAAAAACAUUCCCAAAUUAGUUCCUGGAUGGACUCAGCCUAUUGUCAUAGGAAGACAUGCUCACGGCGACCAGUACAAAGCAACUGAUUAUGUUGUAACAAAACCAGGAAAGAUGGAACUAGUUUUUACUGCAGAUGACGGACAAGUAGAAAAAUUUACAGUUUUUAACUACAAAAGUCCAGGUGUUGCUCUCGCCAUGUAUAAUUUAGAUGAUUCUAUAGCUUCAUUCGCUCACUCAAGUUUCCAGAUUGCACUCCAGAAGAAGUGGCCGUUAUACCUGUCAACCAAAAAUACAAUUUUGAAGAAAUAUGAUGGUCGGUUCAAGGAUAUUUUCCAAGAGAUCUAUGAAAAAGAAUACAAACCACAGUUUGAGAAACUGAAAAUCUGGUAUGAGCACAGACUGAUUGAUGAUCAAGUGGCGCAAGCUCUGAAAAGUAGCGGAGGCUUUGUGUGGGCAUGUAAAAACUAUGAUGGAGAUGUGCAGUCGGACAUCGUUGCUCAAGGCUAUGGAUCCUUAGGUUUAAUGACGUCAGUCUUGAUGUGUCCAGAUGGUCGUACUAUUGAAUCAGAGGCUGCUCAUGGUACCGUCACCCGUCAUUACCGGCAACAUCAAAAAGGACUACCCACCUCAACGAAUCCCAUCGCAUCUAUUUUUGCUUGGACUCGAGGCUUAGCUCAUCGAGCAAAAUUAGAUAACACUCCUGAUUUAGCCAAGUUUGCCGAUGCCCUAGAGCAAGCUUGUGUAGAGUGCGUUGAGUCUGGCAAGAUGACGAAGGACUUAGCAAUUUGCAUUCAUGGUGCCCAAGGAACCAAAGAAAACAUGUAUUUGAACACGUUAGAUUUCCUUGAAGCGAUUAAAGAAACUCUAGGGGCAAAAAUGAAGAAUUUUUAAACUCCGCCACAUUGUAAGCUUUAAAAGUCUCUCACAUAAAAUUGUAUUGCACGUCAAAGUUAUCAACGAAAA
Bemisia tabaci is the source of this 1514-nucleotide messenger RNA. Its product is annotated as isocitrate dehydrogenase [NADP], mitochondrial. Gene Ontology annotation, molecular function: NAD binding; magnesium ion binding; isocitrate dehydrogenase (NADP+) activity. NCBI's taxonomy places the organism in Eukaryota, Metazoa, Arthropoda, Insecta, Hemiptera, Aleyrodidae. Gene Ontology annotation, biological process: isocitrate metabolic process; NADP+ metabolic process. Gene Ontology annotation, cellular component: mitochondrion. The record is from RefSeq and is a predicted model, not a curated record.